UGAGUCAUUCAUUCCUGUACAGGGAGACAGUCAGAGGGGGGAAAGGGAGAGUGCAGGCAGGAGGGCAGAGACUGAGGGCAAAGAGACUACAGAGGACGAGGAGGAGAAGAAGAGGCAUAAAGAAAGAGAGAGAGGGAUAAAGAGAGUAUAGGAUAGAUAGAGGGAUAAAGAGAGAGAGGGAUAAAGAGACAGAGGGAUAAAGAGACAGAGGGGGGUCAGUGACUCAUUCAUUCCUCCAGACAGUCAGAGACAGGCAGACAGCACAGAGCUCAGUGCCAGGACUUAGGAAAGUGACUCAUUCAUUCCUUGGAGGAAAGUGAGGGAAUGAGGAGAGGGAGAGACCGCUGGCACCGGUAAGUGGUCACCCAUCUCUACACGUGGCAAGUGAGCAGCGGAGCAAGGGCCACCCGGGCAACAACUGAGGGGCCACAGACCCUGCGGAGAUGAUGAGAGUCUGCCACCUGCUGCAGCCCCUGCUUAUUCUUCUUCUGAUGAGAAUGAGCAUGGGGGAGUUCACAGGGUCUGAAUGUCCUGACGGAUGGAAAUGGAGCGACGACCUCGGCAAAUGUAAAGACUGCAAGAUCUGCGACACGUCCAGCAAGGACGACUUCUGCCAGCAGUGUGACAGCUCCGACAAACAAGGUGACUUCCCUUGGCUAUUGGUCAUCAGUAUCUCCGCAGUCGCCGCCUGUCUCAUCACCUUGGUCCUCGGUCUCACUGUCUACCUGGUGCGCUGCCGGCCUAAGAAGAAGUUUACCACCCCCAUAGAGGAAACCGGAGCCCACUCUGCUGAAGCCCUUCUCAUACACUGAAGAUCACCACAGCCGGAUGCUCCUCCUCCCAGAAAGGAAGCUGCUACUGUGCACUGUGUAUAUAUACAUAUAUAUGUAUAGGAGGUGUAUAUACUGUAUCUAUAUGUAUGUAUAUAUAUUAUAUCCUGCGCUGGACGCAGAAUGGGACUUUUUUUUAACCCUCUCUCGCCCGGAGCGAUUUGGAUUUAUUGCUGAGCAGUGUCAUAGACUUCCCUCCCUGGCAGGCAAGGGGUUAGUCCCCCUCCCCCGCUUCCUGUGCCCCCCAUCUUCCACACGUUCUGCCGAAACACCACCGGAUCACGACCCAUCGCCACUCAUGACACAUUCCACCCGGAGUAGUGACUGUUAGCUCCGCCUACCAGGAGACGCCUCAUGUGCCUUGUCAGAACCGCAGGGGAAUCGAAUAAAAUGCGGAG
This is a messenger RNA of Hyla sarda, 1228 nucleotides long. It is a transcript of the gene TNFRSF12A, whose product is annotated as TNF receptor superfamily member 12A. The record is from RefSeq and is a predicted model, not a curated record. Gene Ontology annotation, molecular function: protein binding. Gene Ontology annotation, cellular component: plasma membrane. The transcript has 5 exons. Lineage: Eukaryota; Metazoa; Chordata; Amphibia; Anura; Hylidae. The coding region runs from base 444 to 812 and encodes 122 amino acids. Gene Ontology annotation, biological process: positive regulation of apoptotic process.